Molecule: messenger RNA, 652 nt
Organism: Heterocephalus glaber (naked mole-rat)
Lineage: Eukaryota; Metazoa; Chordata; Mammalia; Rodentia; Bathyergidae
Source: RefSeq, a predicted model, not a curated record
AUUCUCCAAAAUGGACCAUAUAGCCUGCCUCUUGGCUGCGCGUGCAUUGGCCUGCAGACCCGGAAGUGCAUCCUGUGGAGUGGAGGUCACAGCACUGCACACCUCUCCCAGGAACCCUAGAAUCCUGUGUCCAUGUAUCAGCUCAACUCUGCUGGAACAUCCAACAGGAUUAACUUUUAAAGACUCAAUGUUACAUAAGGAAGAAGCCAACAAGAGGAAAGAAAAGGAGUCAAGAAUGGGUGUUAUUCAGGGUCUGUUGACAUUCAGGGAUGUGGCCAUAGAAUUCUCCCAAGAGGAGUGGGAAGACCUGGCCCCUGCUCAGAGGACUUUAUACAGGGAUGUGAUGUUGGAGAACUACAGGAACCUGGUCUCCCUGGGACUCUCUCCUUUUGACCUGAGUGUUGUCUCCUUGUUGGAGCAAGGAGGAGAGCCCUGGAGUGUGGAUGGCCAAGUGAAAGUAUCCAGAAACCCAGUCAAGUGGAAAAGUGUCAAAGGUGUGAACACAGAUACCUCUCCUAAAUGUGUCAUCAAGGGAUUUCCCCCCAGGAGAAGAAGUGGUACCACAGAAAUGUUCCAGACAGCAAUGUUGCAGAAACAUAAAAUCCAUGACAUUCAAGAAUUGUGCUUCAGAGACAGGCAGAUUCUCUGGUGA